GGGCAGCUCCGCCCCGCUCCGCCCUGCGCGACAUCGCGGACACCCGGCGAGCGGGAGGCGGCGGCGGAACGUCGUAACGCGGCGCGUAAGAGACGUACUUCAGAACUUGUGGUACAGAUUUUGAAGGCUACUGAUAUACUUCGGUUACUGCCCAGUUCCAUUUACUGUCAUGCAUGUGAUCCCAUUAAAAUGGAUCUUUUUCUUUCUUCUCAUAUUUUCUGUUGUAACCAUGUGGUACAUUACUUUUUCUUCAAACGUUGUGGUUGAGCACGUGAACAGCAUGUAUUUCUAUGAGUAUGAACCGGUUUACAAGCAAGCCUACCUCUUCACAUCAAAUCAACGCUUGAAAUGCAAAGACAUUAAUCCAUUUCUGGUCAUCUUGGUGUCUUCGAGACCUAAGGACGUGAAGUCAAGGCAAGCCAUAAGGAUAACAUGGGGAUCUGAAAGCUUCUGGUGGGGACAUCGAGUUCUAACCCUGUUCUUAUUAGGUCAGGAAACGGAAACAGAGGACAAUUCCGCAGCACUCUCAGUAGAAGAUGAAAUCAUACUCUAUGGUGACAUAAUUCGCCAAGAUUUUAUGGACACUUACAACAAUCUUACCUUGAAAACAAUCAUGGCGUUCAGAUGGGUGACUGAAUUCUGUUCUAAUGCUAGAUUCGUCAUGAAGACAGAUACUGAUGUCUUCAUCAACACUGGUAACUUAGUGAAGUUUCUUCUGAAGUUCAACUCCUCGGAAAGCAUUUUUACAGGUUAUCCUCUUAUAGGUAAUGUUGCCUAUAGAGGCUUUUACCAAAAAACAUACAUUUCUUAUGAUGAAUAUCCGUUCAAGUCUUAUCCUCCAUACUGCAGUGGAAUGGGUUAUGUACUGGAUGGAAAACUGGCUCUGAGGAUUUAUGAACUGAUGGGUCAUAUCAAACCUAUAAAGUUUGAGGAUGUUUAUGUUGGAAUUUGCUUAAAUAUACUUAAGGUGAACAUCAGUAUUCCAGAAGGUAAUCAACAAUUCUUUAUUGAUAAAAUUGAUUUUGAUAUCUGUAAGUACCGACGCUUGAUUGCAGUGCAUGGCAUUACGCCAAGUGAAAUGAUCAGGUUCUGGAAGGAUUUGUCAUCCGUCAUUUCAGUUACUUGCCUUUGACUCUGUAUUAAUAUAUUGAUGAAUGUAUCACUUGUAUCACUUGAAUCUUUGAAUUCCAGUGUAAAAAUGUUGAACUGAAGUACGGGGCAACAUAGAACAAAAACAGGUGUUGAGAUGACAUUGAUUGAAAGCCAGCUGUACUGCAGAAGCAGAACUGUGAGGGCAGCAUUCUUCUGGGAUCCUCUGAGGUUCCUGGUGCCUUUAUUUAGGAACUCACAGAGCACAUUUCCACGUGCCUAUCCUAUGCACAGAGGGUAUUUGGAAUGCACUGCACUGUCUUGCUUUGACCCUUCUCCGUGCACUCUGCUGUAACCAUGGGAUGUCUGCCCAAAUCUGGAAUUCAUGAAGUGUCACUGAAGAAUAAUGUUUAUGUCAAGAAAUGAGCUGGGAAGAUGCUUCUCACAUCACUGCUUAAUGAUAUUUCUUUUGGUCCUUUUGUGAACUGCAUGAUCCUUUGCCACCCUCAAGUAUUUGUUCUCUGCACAGCACAAAACUUGGAGCUACCUUCUUGUUUAAAAUGUAUCCCCUCUGUCCUUCUUCUAGGAGCUUUGCAUCUUCUCAUUUAAACAGUGUUUGAAUGUAUGUAUGUUUAUAGUCUGUGUUCAAAUGUAAGCUUAUUUGUAUACAUGCAAAAUAGAAUUGCUUUGAUGUCUUUCAGGUAGAACUGCUAAUGCUCACAGGCUGUUACAGAGCUAGAUGCAGAAGAGUUCACGUGCAGUUCAGGUAUGAGAUGUCUCAUGCAGUGCUGUUAUCAGAUAACACGGGUGUGUGUGUGCUGAUGCACCCCAAGUUAUUGUAGCUACCCAGGGAAGAUUCAGACAGAUGUGCUUAAGUUGUGACUUCAUAUCCAUUUCAAAAAUAGUUUUCUUGCUUGAAAUUUUAAAAUGAAAACAAGAAUGACAUUCUAGGCUUCUCAUGUCUUAAAGAAGACAAACGUGACUGUAUCUGUAAAGAUGGGUAUUUUAACCACUUUAUUCAUAUCAGCAAGGCCAAGGUUUCAGUAGUUUACACUUUUAAUUGACAGCAAUACAGAAUUUGCAAUUGCAUGAACAUAAUUAUCCUAGACACAUCUAAUACACAGUGAAGAUACUGUAGUUACAUCCUGUACAUCUAGAAUGACAGAGCACUGCCACCUUUUGUUCUAUAGCUAAUGUGUUACGACAUAUUUACAUUUGGCUGUCUUUCAGAUAGUCUCUUAGAGACGAAUUAGAAGAGGUGCAGAAACCUCCAGUACCCAGACUGAGGUUUCACCAAUGUUUUUGUUACAUUGUGGUAAUGGUCAGUAUUGACUUCUGUCUUUUCCAUAACUGUACAUGAUUUUACAGUGGAAUUAUCGAACAUUACCUUUUGAAAUACAAAAAUGAUGUCUUGGAGAGAAUAUUGUCUAAACAAGUAUUUCAGAUUUCAGUGUUCUAAGAAUGUUUGCCAAGAAGGUCAAAGUUUUUCAAAAAUGCAUUUUGUUGCUGCUGUUAAACUAAUAGCUAAACAUACAGUAUUGCACAACUGAGGAAAGAAUGCUCGGUGGUUCCUUGAACAGAGGAAGCUGCAGCUGUUCCUCUGGGUUUGGGCUCCAUUGGUUGGUGGGCAGCACUGUGGUCAGCUCCCAGGAGCUCUGCUAGCAGUGUGAACUGUUUGUUGGUUGUUUACACAUGGAAAUAAAAAACCCUUCUUGUUUUGCUUUUAUGCCUGCCAUGUUACAUGUUUAGAAAUAAAUGAUUUCUGACAAGAACACUGACACCACAGUACAGUUUGUAUUGCUUCUUCAAAAAAAUGUGACUGUGAAAGACUAUGCAAUAUUCAGCAGCUGGGUAGGGAGAGCAGACAGUGCUCCUGGUGAGAAUAAAAUGACUCUGGUGGAGAAAUGGCUGCACUGUACUGCUGUAAAAGUGUGCGUGUCACCAAGCCAGCAUUGCUAUAUUGGUGCUCCAGAAUGAUAACACUGUUCAUAGACUACAGGGCUUCUGCUUUCUCAGAUGUAGGUUUAAAACAGCCAUCUGUUUAUGCCACCUGACACUGUAACUUAAGAUCAUCAAAGUUGCACUGUAAAGUAUUACAGAAUCUGUGCUUGAGUUUUUUGUAAAAACUCACUUCCAGAUACAAUUCAUAUUUGAACCCAACCUUCUUAUUGCUUAAAAGACUGUAAUAAUGCAUAACUAAGAUCACAUGUCUGCUUAAAGCAACUAUUGGAAGAGUUUGGUGUGGGCUGCCAUGCAAGAGGUAAAAAAAGCUUACCAUUGGGAACUGAUGUCAGUAUUUAAGUCAGUGGUGGGUGCAAAUUUCAUAGCACCUGCUUAGAGCAGUUUACUGAAAAUGAAUCACAAACUAUAGGCUAAAUUUUUUCCACAUCCUAAGAUUCUUAUGCACACAAGUGUCUCAACCAUAUUCCAGCAGAAUUCCAAGGAACUGUGAUUUUAAUAGGAAAACUGGGGGCUUUCAACCUUGGAAAGUGGAAUAAUUGAUUGGACAAAGAUGUUUGGAAACUGCUUCUGGGUGCAUAGCAAGAGGAGCUUACUGUGUACAGUGCCAAUCCUGUGUAUUAUCCAUACGAGUCCAUAAGUCAGAAUGGUUCAAGGUGUUGUGUGCAUUCCCAAAUAAAGCUCAAUGUAAGUCAGGAAGCAGGUGCUGCAGAUUCAGAGGCCUUAUUUUCUGUAGUCAGUUCAGCAUUAAGAUGAUUUAGUUUGAAACAUCUAUGUUUUACAUUGUCUAGUUACUAUUAACACAGUUCAAUGCAAGUUCAUUGUAAGUAGUUCAACAUCUGGAUGCACAUUAAAAUAAUGUAAAUUUAUUCUAUUUCUUUUAAAUUAAACUAGAAACUGACUGGAGGUUAAUCAGACUGUGACACUGAAUUCCUGAUCUGUCUGCCAGAUAUGUUAGACAUGCAAAAGGCGUUUGGGAGGCAGAGCUCUACUCCAUGUUUUUCAUCUCUAUUUUUGUCUGACUAGUGUGUGCCAUUUGGGCUGCUUUGUCUACAGCCUGCUUAAGGCAGAGGUGUAGGGGUAAGAGAUGAUUUUCAUAGACUGCAGAAAGUUUUAAAGCAGUUACUGUGUAUUGCCAUACCCAAAUGCAAAAGCUCUGUGUAAGAAGGAAAGCAAACAGAGUUCAAAUGAAGCUAGGCAGAUAGUUUGUUUCUUGUUAUGAGUAACUGAGUCCUUAUUCUAAAGAAACCUAAGCUUGUAAAAAGCAAACAGAACCCCUUCCCCCUGUCUAUAUACUGGGUUUCUAAAAACCACUUUCUCAGUGUAGUUGCUCUCCUUGAAAUGCUGUUACAUGAUUUUCAGCUAGUCAGUAUAAACCUGCAACUCGUAGGAGGAAAUGUGUUUUAUAGCACAGCUUCACAGAGUCACACAGAAUCAUAGAGUUGUAAGGGCUGGAAGGGACCUCCAGAGAUCACCUAGUCCAACCCCCUGCCAAAGCAGGCUCUCUAGGCCACUUGCAGUGCUGGGGCUCUGGGACUUAGUUGUCCUCCAAUAAAAUAAGCCUUUAAAAAUACAGAGUUCACCCCGGGUGACCUCUGCUGGGACAGCUUCUGUCUCUAAGCGCUGUUUACCUCCAGCCUUCUGACAGUUGCUAUGCAGCACAUUAAUUUUCCAGGUCACAUUAAUCCUGAUGACCUGAAUGAAGUUUUUUUAUAGUGGAGUGACGAUGGCGUAGCUGUUGUGUGCAUCCCAAUCUGCAGCCUGAAGCCCUAUCUGCUCCUCUCAGUAAUGCUUUGUUUGUGGUGGUCCUUAAAGCAAGAGUAAAGUGCAGUCUCCUCUGAGCUUGCAGUGAAGAUGUAAUCUUAAAAAACACUUCUGGCUUUGAGAGAAAAAAUGUUAAAAAGAAGCCUGAAGAGGCUCUCAUCUAAGAUAAAACAGCACUGUUACACUAAAUGGAAGCUGCCUUCACUAAGACAAAUUGCUUAAACAUUGUGAUUUUCUUGUCUUGUAUGUUCUGUUCUGUGGGCUUUUCUCUAAGAAACAUCUGCACUGUCCAUACAGAAUCCUCAUGUGCAGGUCAUUUUCCUAAUUAGUUUUUCUUUAUUGUUCUUUGAGAGCACUUCCAAGUACUGUGGGUAGCAGUGGUUUUGCAGUCACUCAGUCUAACAGUGGAAGAGGCAUUUACACAGCCGUGCUUGCUGGGGUGCUGAGCAGGUAUUUGACUGCCAGUCUGUACAGAUCGACUUCAUGACUAUUAUUGUUUCCAAGAUUAAAGCUCAUGCAGUUAAAGUGCAUCUGCAGUACUCUCACACCCCUGACUACAGUGUAGGAAUGCCACAGAGCAAUGUUCGACAGUCCCACAUCUACAUUUCUAUAACACUGAAACUGAUCGCUUGUUUAGCUUGGUGGAAUACAGGCUGAAAUGGAAUGCUGAGCAUCUUUGUCCCAAGAAGUACUAAUUGUCACCACAGGCUUAAAACAUGGCUAGUUCUUUAAAUGCAGGACCAAGUGCUUCAUUUCCCUAUUGCUCAACUAGUUUAGAGUUCAUCCUUAAUAUCAGAUAUAGGAGCCGACCUACUCAUAAAAUUGGAUUUCAAAACAUUAGUUAAGAUUUGCUCUUGACUUAAGCUUCUAUUUAUGGCUUUAGACAAACUUCAACUGCUUUGGCAGCACACGUUUUGCUUAACAGAGCAAAAUAUAUGUAAAACAUCUGUAUAACCAGAGACAAACUGAUGCCUAGGACACCGCUACCUAGGGCAAAACUGUAUUUAAAACUGCUGCUUACCUAAGCCUGUUGGUACUAUACAAAUAAAAGUAACUCAAAAUUCAAAUCAAUAUAGACUUAAUUGUAAAUAUCUUACUAGGUAGCAUUAGAUAUGACUCCACAGAUUUAGAAAGGUAAGUUAUACAUUGACAGGACUGAAGGGCAGCAGCUCUGGUCUGUAUGGUUGUCAAACUUGAGCAGAAUUUUCUAACUUUUAAUCUCACGAUUUUGUAUGGCCAGGUUGCAGGAUAGAGGCCUAAAAACUUACUGCCUAGAAUGAAAGCUGACGAGCUGGGUUUUUUUCUUUGAUAUAAGCAUUUAUGAAAUGUUUCUCUGUAUCAAGUAAUUAUUAGAUACAUUAGCGAUACAUUAAUAGUAUAUAAAGCAAGGGUGUUGUAUAUUCUGAGGUGAUGUAAUGCAGCAAGCAUGGUUACUUCAGGCUGAUGUGGUGUUUGAGUACAACCUUCUGUAUUCUAAAAUUUGCACAACUUUUAUUUUACUGUAUGUAAAAGGUAUCAUAGUGUAAUAGUAGCAGUAGUUUUGGUACUGACCUUCAGUUUACAAGUCAGUAGCUGGCAGGGGAUGCAGGGCAUAGUUAUGGUAUGCCAGACUGUUUCACACAGUUUUAGCAACCAAGUGCCCGCAUUUCUUAGCUAUGCCUAUGGCUGCACUUGUUUUGCCUGUGCUGCUUUAGCAGCUGGGAGAAUGGUCUGCAUUAACCUUACAGCGAACAUGUGCACAAGGCACGGUGCAGUCUGAGAUCACAUUUUCCAAAUGCGCUACCAGAGCAGUUCGCGCUGAGAAGCCCAGCAGGGCUCAUGUGCUGAUGCCUGCCACUGGGCGGAGCUGUGAGAUCACGGCUGGCAUUCCCUCUGCUACGGGGAGCUACAAAUGGCCACACUGGUAGCCCUGCCAUUGCUGGGAGGAGCAGCCUUUCUAAGUCCGCACGUUAUCCACACGACACACGACAUGGCAGUAUCUCUAUCACAGGAGUUAUACUGAUGUUUUCAGUAGCACUAAGAGCCUAAGCUCUGUAUGUCAGAUUGGACCGUAUGAAAAAUGCUCUUUGUCAGCAGUUCAAUAUAUCAGCACCUGCUUUAAGAACAGAUGCCGCCGAUGGACCUACUCUGGCUUAACCAUCAAAAGACUUUCACAAACGUGUAACACAGGAAUCAGGGAGCUCUGAGACAUAUGUGAGGCACUUUAACCAAAAUGUGCAUCCCUUCUCUGGGCAGGAGCCUAGGCAGGAAAGCAGCACUGGAUGGUGUGUGGAAAUUGCUACCUCUCCAAUGCUGGACCACGUUCUGUUGCACAGCUCUGACAUUGUGGGGAUAUUUCUUUCCAGAUGUAGAAUAUAGGAUAGAUGGGAUAUAUCAGAGCAGUGGAGGAUCUUUCAGGCUGUACAGCAGUAUGUACAUUAGCUAAUCUUGUCAUCCAACAGCUGUAUGUAACACAACAGAAUUUGGCACAAAUUGGCAUGACUGGAAAGCUAGAACCAGAUUAGCAAGCUUCUUAGAAGACAUCUAAUGAGUAACAUGGGUAGGCACUGCAUAUGCGGAAGACUGCACAAAGCCUGUCAUCUUCAUUAGUCCUUCAUCUUUUUAAACCUAAAGUAGCUGUAAGUAUAGAAUCAUGGACUCAUUAAAGGUGGGAAAAGUCCUCUAGGAUCAUCUAGUCCCACCAUCCAACCCAUCACCACCAUGCCCUAAACUAUCUUUGUUUAAAAAAAUAAAAAAAAAUUAAGAAAUAUCAACAGCCUUACAAGAUGGUGUUGGCAUGAACACCUUCAGCCAGGAAAGGGAGCUACUAAAGAGGUGGGAGUGUUGCAGAAAAAAUUAAAAGUGCUACAUCGACUGCUGUUGCAACUGCAAACACUCAAAGGUAGAAAUAGGGUUGUUUAACUGACUGGGUGGCCUUGUGAGUGAAUAAAGUCCUCAAAACAGUUUUGUAUUGUACUCUGGGUUUUCUUAAAUCCUUUCAGCAAGCCAUGCAAGAGCUCACUUUACUCCUAGCGUGUGCCAUUGUCCCACAGCUUCCUCAUGCUGCCAGAGUCUGUGAACACACACGUUUCCCAUCACUUCCUCUUCCCAUCCAUUUCAAUAGAGCAACCAGAGGGCUAGCUGUGCUUAAGAGAAGGUCUGCAAUUCCUCAGCAAUGCUUGAUAACUUGAGAAUUUGAGUUGUAGAGAGGUUUACUGGCAGCCAGAAUCUUUUCUCUGAAGUGGCAUUAGUCUGUCAUUUUUUUCUUGGUGCUGACCAUUGUUCUGCUUCCAACUUCUCAAAUGCUUGUAAAGGAUUUGUAGCAGCUGUACAAACUUCUCAGCCUUAGCCUUCUGUGAACUGCUACAUCUAAUUCUUCUUUUCCC
Phasianus colchicus (ring-necked pheasant) is the source of this 8177-nucleotide messenger RNA. It is a transcript of the gene B3GALNT1, whose product is annotated as beta-1,3-N-acetylgalactosaminyltransferase 1 (Globoside blood group). The record is from RefSeq and is a predicted model, not a curated record. Gene Ontology annotation, biological process: protein O-linked glycosylation. Gene Ontology annotation, molecular function: N-acetyl-beta-D-glucosaminide beta-(1,3)-galactosyltransferase activity. Lineage: Eukaryota; Metazoa; Chordata; Aves; Galliformes; Phasianidae. Gene Ontology annotation, cellular component: Golgi membrane.